AUGGAAUAUCACCUGGUAGUUCUUGUUCAUGGGCUCUGGGGCAAUACAUCCCAUUUCGACUACAUCAAAUCGCAGCUAGAGAGCAACGAGUCUCUUCACAAAAGCUCCAAAGAGACCAUUGUUGUAUACAGAACAGGCUCAAAUGAGGGCUACAAGACCUAUGACGGUAUUGAUCUUUGUGGCGGUCGCGUUGCGUUUGAAAUAGAGCGAGAAAUAGAGUUACUAAACUCCAAGGGGAAUGUGACAAAGUUUUCAAUCCUUGGAUAUUCAUUGGGUGGUCUUAUAGCCAGAUACGCAAUUGGUUUGCUUUAUUACAAAGACGUAUUCAAAAAUAUUGAGCUGAUCAACUUCACGUCGUUUUGUUGUCCCCAUGUCGGGGUUCUAGCUCCAGGUACUGGGAUGGCUGUCAAGUUCUUCAACUGGCUGGUCCCUAUACUGCUCGCAAACAGCGGCAAGCAGAUGUUUUUGCGCGACAGGGUCAAGACCACCAAAUUCUCGAUUCCAGAAGGUUCUAGAAACUCAUCUUCAACAGAUCUCAAAAGUCUUGGCACAGAGAUCACUCUGGAACAACCCCUUCUGCUGCUGAUGGCCAGUCCGAACUCUGUCUUCUACAAGGCUCUCAGCAGCUUCAAACAUCACGUGUUGUAUUCCAAUGUUGUCAACGACAAACGUACGUCUUGGUGGUCUGCUGGUAUUUCGAUGAUGAACCCGUUCGAGGUCCUGGACACCAAUCCGAAUGUGAUGAUCGACGAAGACGGAGUGAUCAAUUUUGAGAACGGCUCCAAGUUCGAGCUUCACUUUGUGAAGAACUAUGAGCCCACAGUUUUGGAUGUGAACUCGCCAAUUAAGCUGCAGAAGGAUCUGGCUGUAAUUGAGCUCAAGCAGACCGUUAAUCCACUCAAGGGUAAUGUUGCACCAGCUGGUCGUCGCAGAGGGGUUGGUGUUGAACAGCAGAACAACGCUCUUCCAUCUGGCAACUUCUUCCAGCGCAAAUUCAAGUGGGUCAAUUUUUUGCUGAACUUUCUGGUCUACGCUCCUGUUUGGGUUAUCUGGUUCAUUGGAAACAACUUAAUCCAACGGGUCAACUCUGGUCUGCGAGUUCUACGCGAGUCAGAUAGGAGCGAUGUAUUGAAUGAACUUUACAGUUUCUCAGUGGAGGAUGAGCACACGGUCACAGAUGUUCCUCAAGAAGUUGAAGCCUCCAUUGAGGCAGAAAUGUUGAUCACAGAUGAAAAACGUAAACGUCGUCCAAGUCUUACGAGGAAGCUUUCAGAGACAUACGAGGAUCUGGGUAAGAACAUUGAGGCCAAUAUCCACGAUCACACCGAUGGUUUGCUGGAAUCGAUGUGGGAUGCCAUGACUUCCAAACCUGCGGGAGAACCUACUCUUUUUGAGCAAGAACAUCUACUUACUCCUCAACAGUCUGCCAAAAUUCCCCCUGAGGAUAUCGUCACAAUCACCACCACUUUGGAGAAACUGUCCAAGCACGAGUUCAAGCCCCAGGCUGAAGUGGAGACCAAAAUUUCAUCACCUCCAAAGGAAGAUCUUGAAGAGCUGGUGCUGAAGCCGUUUCAAUUGGCCCUUUCCGAGGAACAAUUGGCUAUUAUACACAAUCUCAACCAGCUAAAAUGGAGAAAAUUUCCAAUCUACAUUACAGGCACAAUGGCAACGCAUGCGGCUGCCAUAGUUAGACAUCGCGACGAGAACUUUGCUGAAGGUGAAGUUGUCGUGAGACAUUGGAUUGACGAAGAGUUUAGGCGUGAUUGA
Molecule: messenger RNA, 1767 nt
Organism: Kuraishia capsulata CBS 1993
Lineage: Eukaryota; Fungi; Ascomycota; Pichiomycetes; Pichiales; Pichiaceae
Exons: 2
Coding region: 1-1767 (588 amino acids)
Molecular function (GO): monoacylglycerol lipase activity
Source: RefSeq, a predicted model, not a curated record